Aureobasidium uvarum is the source of this 561-nucleotide messenger RNA. NCBI's taxonomy places the organism in Eukaryota, Fungi, Ascomycota, Dothideomycetes, Dothideales, Saccotheciaceae. The record is from the annotation of a GenBank genome assembly.
AUGUCUUCCUCCCACCCCAACCCCAUCGAAAACCAAUCAACCUUCUGCCUUUGGUUUCACCCACUGCUACACGACUUGUAUGCAGACACGACACACAUCAAUGACAAAGAUGUCAAGAUCUGGAGACUGGAUCUCCUGAGCAACAGUGAUGGGGAUGAGACAAAGAGAAGCAACAACGACGAAGAUACUGCUGCUACAGAGGACAGAAUGGAUGGAUUUUUGAAUGCCAUCGAGAAGGAGUGUGAAAAGUUGUUUGGCCACACAACCACUCGCAUCUUCUACACAAACCCCAACGACGCCGCCAACGACACAACCACCCCUCCAGCAGCAGGCACCCACAUCCUCAGCAAUCCCACCGACAAGAUGAAGAGCCUGCCUUUCGGUUAUGCAUUGAUGCACAGAAGUCGCGGUAACGACACCAACCGCAAGGGAGAUUUGUAUCUCUGGGGUCAUCCGUCGGGCUUGGGAUUCAACUCGGCGGCAAAGUUUGUCAAGCAUCUCAAGUGGCUGAUCGAGGGUCAAGUGGGAGAGGUCGAGGGGGAGAGGGAGAACUUUGCGUAG